AAGGUGCCCUGGGUUAUUCCUGAACAAACUCUCAAAGUCUGAGAGCUAAGAAGGCUGUUCCAGAGAGGGGACUAACUGGAGCGGUGGCUGAGCUCAAGGACGGGGGUGAAGGAUGACUCAGCAGGGAGCUGCUCUUCAAGGUUACAAUAACGAGCUAGUGAAAUGCAUUGAAGACUUGUGUAUGCAAAAAGAAGAGCUGACCAAACAAAUCCAGCAAGCAGAAGAGGAAAAAAAUAAACUCCAGCAUGAAAUCCAAGUCCUGAAUGAAGAACUGGAGCGUGUCUGUGAAAACCUGGCCCAAAAGGUAGCUUCACGGAAUGAGCUUGAUAAAAUUCUUGCUGAAACCGAAGCUGCUUAUAUGAAGAUUUUGGAUAGUUCUAGAACUUUACUUAAUGUCCUGAAGAAGGAAGUGGGAAAUUUAAAGCAUACGCCAGAACUGAAAACUAAUGUAACCUGAAACACUCAACUGUUUGGACUCCGCAGUGCUUAAAUUCCACUAGGUGAGAGAUGUGGUUAGCCACAGAGCCUUGCAACAACAGUAUAAGCAGAGAGGGAUUUUCUUCCAACUUUUUUGUAUGUUACUAUUUUUAAAUGCACUAGAAAAAUAAAUGAA
This is a messenger RNA of Indicator indicator, 613 nucleotides long. Its product is annotated as microtubule nucleation factor SSNA1-like. The coding region runs from base 113 to 457 and encodes 114 amino acids. The record is from RefSeq and is a predicted model, not a curated record. NCBI's taxonomy places the organism in Eukaryota, Metazoa, Chordata, Aves, Piciformes, Indicatoridae. Gene Ontology annotation, cellular component: ciliary basal body; centrosome. The transcript has 2 exons.